Molecule: messenger RNA, 1110 nt
Organism: Colletotrichum paranaense
Lineage: Eukaryota; Fungi; Ascomycota; Sordariomycetes; Glomerellales; Glomerellaceae
Exons: 2
Coding region: 1-1110 (369 amino acids)
Source: RefSeq, a predicted model, not a curated record
AUGCCUAUCAUCCAGGCAUGCGAGAUAUGUCUUUGGGAGGGCUUCAAUAACCCCGUCACCUAUUUGCCGGGUCAGGUCACCAGUAUCUUUACAACAAUCGCUGCGUCAGUGAUGAAAUCGGAAGCAUUUUCUUCACUCGCGAGACCCGGCUUCAAAGCUAGCCCUGGCCCAGAGAGUGGCCUCAAUUGGAACAGUCCAGUCUUGGAGUUGUAUCGUGUUGCAAAUGGCCUUUGGACGGGGCCAGAAAGAAUCCGUCAUGAGGAUGGUCCAUCUUGCUGGCUCUACAAGGGACCGCCGUGCAGAGUGGAAGACAACGGCAAUGUCAAGGAUCUCGAUAGACUCGCCGUCACCUUUUGUACACGCCCAAUGCCAGAAGGCGAUGGCGACUACAUGGUUCCCGCGAUCGAGAUUGCAAUUUUGUCGACGGGUAAUCGCCAUCCUUGUGCAUACGAGAAGUUUACUGGCGUGGGUCUAUUCGACAACUUCAAGGAAGUGUUCAGAGUUGCCUGUCGCAUCGAGAAUACGAAUGCAGACGGAAACCUCGAAACUCGAUACUUGACACAGGAAUCAGCAGUUUCACUGCCAGAUCUCUCUAAGAUCCAUGGUACGAAAGAACAAAGAGACGCUAUGGAUGGGAGUUGGGCCCAGGCAACGUCCAAUCUCGCGACAUUUGUAAAGAAGUGGAAAAUGGGACCCGAAAGUGUCCCAAGCACCCUCAUAGACGGGUGGCCAAUCAGGCUUCGCAAAGUCGCACCCAAUUUCUUCACAGAGGGACUGAGGGUUUUCACUCCCGAGAAAGAAGAAUCAGACCGGCCCAGAUUGCUUUCCGUCAAAGAGAUAAGGGAAUCACUUGACGGGAGGAGUGGUUUUGAAACUCAGUGGUAUUCCACGAGCAUAACCACUUGGCAGCAGCCAUUCGUUAUCAAGGGAAAAAGCACUUCUCAAGCUUCAGAGGCUGGUCAAACGGAGAAAGCAGGCGAUGGAAAUGUCAAGUGCAAGGAGCCGCGUCGUUUCGUUUACGACUCAACGGCGGCUCUUAAUACAGAGGAGUAUAUUCAGGAAGAAAGAAAGGACCAGACAGAUUGGGAGAUAUGCGACAUCGCUGAUUAG